Molecule: messenger RNA, 2804 nt
Organism: Euleptes europaea (tarantolino)
Lineage: Eukaryota; Metazoa; Chordata; Lepidosauria; Squamata; Sphaerodactylidae
Gene: ODF2
Product: outer dense fiber of sperm tails 2
Exons: 20
Coding region: 1-2688 (895 amino acids)
Biological process (GO): regulation of cilium assembly
Cellular component (GO): centrosome
Source: RefSeq, a predicted model, not a curated record
AUGGGGGAGCGGCGGGCCGCGUCCUGGAGGCGGAGCCGGAAGUCGAGCUGCGGCGCUUUGGGCUGCAGCUGUCCGUCAGGCGGGUCGUGCUGCUGCGGCUGCUCUUGGCCUCGGCCGCCGGGUCCCCGGUCUCUGGGUCUCCAUGGCAGCCGCAGCCAUUGCAGCUACCGGCGUCUCAUCAACAAUUUCGAGGAGGUCCUGAGGCGGCGGCUGCGGGGUCGCUUCAGCUCUGCAUGGUUGUCCCCGUCCCUCAAGAACGAAGUAAUAGUCUCUACUGAAAGAAAAUUACCACCAGCAACUGAAGCACUUCUGUUAUCUCAAAAGCACAAGCAGAAAAUGAAAGGGGAUACCGUGAAUGUCCGCCGCAGUGUCCGAGUAAAAACCAAAGUCCCCUGGAUGCCCCCGGGCAAAACAUCCAUCAGAGAGUCAUCUUACAAGUGGGAGGGACCAACUCAUCGCCUGGAAGUCACUCCUCCAAAUUCAGAUAAGUUACUGUCAGUGCUUCGCUUGAGUGACCUUUCUACAGAAGAGGAAGACACCGUUCACUGCAAGAUGAAUAAGUAUGAGAAGAAGAUAGACAGCUUGCUGAACGUGGUGGGCACGUUAAAAAAUGAGUGUUCACAAGUCAAAGUACCGAAGCGGGAAGAGUCGCGAUGUGUGGCCAAGCGUCUACUUGAAGAGCAGAAGGAAGAGCUGGAUGAGGUCACUCAAGAACUGGUGGAGACGGAACAUGAGAACACUAUUCUCCGGCGCAAUAUUGAACGUAUGAAAGAGGAGAAAGAUCUUACCGUCCUGCAGAGGCGGCAUUUGCAACACGAGAAAGAGUGCCUGAUGACCAAGCUCGUUGAGGCGGAGAUGGAUGGAGCAGCGGCAGCGAAGCAGAUCGAAGCCCUGAAGGAUAUGAUCAACAAGCUGAAAACGGAGAAGCACAUGACUGUUUCCGACAUCAACACGCUCACCAGGCAGAAAGAGCUGCUGCUGCAGAAGCUGAAUACGUUUGAGGAAACCAACCGGACGCUCCGAGACCUGCUUCGAGAGCAGCAUAAUCGGGAGAAAGAUGCUCAGAAGUUGGUGGAACAGCAGGCGUCGCUGAUGAAGAGGCUGAAUGAUUCUGAUGCAGAGAAAGCGCAAUUGUUAAAGAAGCUGCAGGAGAAAGAAAAGGAAGUGGAGGAGCUCUUGGUUCAGAUACAGACAGAAAAGGACCAAGCAAAGACAGCAUCUGAACUCUCCAAAUCUAUGGAAGCUGUGAGGGGCCAUUUGCAGGCUCAGCUGCGCAACAAAGAAGCUGAGAAUAACCGCCUGAAUAUCCAGAUCAAGAACCUGGAGCGUGCCGGGUCUCAACACAAGAUAGAGGUGGAGCACAUCAUGGAACAACUGAAGGAGCUGAGGGACAAAGGGGAGCGUGAUAAGGAGGCCCUGAAGAAAGCUAUCCGUUCGCAGAAAGAGCGAGCAGAGAGGGCCGAAGAAUACGCAGAUCAGCUGAAUGCCCAGCUGGCAGAAAAGGACACCUAUGUGUCUGACGCACUCUCUACCCUGGAGUCUUGGAGAAGUCGGUACAACCAAGUGGUCAAGGAGAAAAGCGAUCUGGAGCUGGAGAUAGUCAUGUUGAACAGUCGAAUUACAGACCUGAUGGAACAGCAGGACAACAUAGAAGGCAAAAUGCGGGACGACAGAGAUGCCUUGGUGGACAAACUGCAUCGGCAGGUCACGGAGAGCACCUCUUUCAAACUGGAGAAUGAGAGGUUGAAGAACAGCAUGGUCCCUCUGGAGGAGAAAUUGAAUAAAGCUCAGGCGGAAGUGGCCCAGCUCAAAACGUCACUCAAGAACUACGAAGGGGUGAUUGAAACCUACAAGAAUCAGGUGAUGAAAACUCGAAUGGAAGCCGAUGAGGUGACGGUGAAACUGGAGCUCUGUGACAAAGAGAACAAAACACUUAAAGAAGAAAUGAGCAAAGAGAUUGAAAAUGCUCGUAAGGAGUUCCGGUAUCAGAUUGCCGAGCUGGAAAGGCUUCCCGAGAUCCUGAAGCUCACAGAGUCCAAACUGUCCGAGUGUCAGGAUCAGCUCAAGAGUUAUGAGAAAAAGAACGCCGACCUGUCGGCCAUGAUUACGGAUCUCCGUCAGCGGAUCGAAUUCCAGGGAGACAAAAUGGAGAUGACGAGAGAGAAGUAUCAGUCAGCCCAGGAAGAGAACAAGCACCUGAUCCUCAAGUUGGAAGAAAUGGAAAGGAAGUUUGAAGCUACAAGCGCUCAGAACAUAGAAUUCCUCCAGGUCAUUGCCAAAAGGGAGGAGUCAAUCCAUCAGUCCCAGCUGCGAUUAGAGGAGAAAACCCGGGAGUGUGGCUCCUUGGCACGCCAGCUCGAGAUGGCCAUUGACGAUUCCAAGAGGCAGCUGGAACAAACGAAGGACCGAGCGGCAUCAAGAGAGAGAGCAGCCCACUCCAAGAUGCUGGAUCUGGAGACCCAGCUGAGCCGGAUGAAGACGGAGCUCAAUCAGCUGCGCAGGGGCAAAGAUGAUGCAGAGCGUCGAUACGAAAGCCACCUCCAGGACAUGAAGGACCGCUUGGAGCAGUCGGAGAGCACCAAUCGCAGCAUGCACAACUAUGUCCAGUUCCUCAAGUCCUCUUAUGCCAACGUCUUUGGAGACAGUGCCUUGACAAGCUCCCCAAUCCGUCCCCGAUCACCCUUCUGAUGAGAACCUUUCCCUGCCCCCCCCCAACAGCCAAAACCCUGUUGCUACAAGCCCAACGACAGAUGCUGGGGGGAUUUACUUAAAGCCAUAUCUUGUUUAGAAAAAUGGACAAGUAU